GGUGAUGUGAUAAAUGAAUUAAUUAUUUUCCUUUCUCCAUAAUACAAAAAUAUCACCAAAGUAAACUGUGGACGGUAGAUAAACUUAACAUUUGUAGCUAAAAGAGAGUAUUUUGACGGAAUUUAGUUAAAGUGAUAAACUGAAAAAGUGAGGCUAAUUUAUAAUGGCACUGGUUCCCUAUGAUUGUGGCAGUGGAAGUGAUGGAGAAAUAACUGACGACGAGGAAGUUUCUUCAAAAUCUGAAGUAGUCUUGAAUGGAAAACCAGCUUCUCCAAAUCCAGCCUUAGCACCCAUUGACAGUUCCACACCGUCAACCAGUGGCCUUUUCUCGCAAUUACCUCAAGCAAAACCCGCCAGAUCAAAUAUAGCCGAAGAAAAUGACCAAUUGGAAGAUUUCAUUCCCACAGUGAAAACCCUAAAAGAAAAAAGGAAAGUACAAAUUACAAUUCCGUCUUUGUCAGACUUCGAUGAUUUCAAUAACAGUGAUGAACCUUCAACAAAACGUGCGAAGCCCUCGCAGAAAGGCAGCGGUUUAUUGAGUUUAUUACCGCCAGUACAAUCUGUGCCCAAGUCUAAUGUCACUUUCGUACCUGAUGCUGUGAAGAAGAAGAGCGCUCCUAUGGUACCUCGAAUGGUGGCCAAAAAGAAAGCAAUAAUUUCCGAGUCUGCCAAAAAGGCUCUGUCAGCGAAAACUACCAAAAUUAGUACAGCAAGCGACAGUGAUACAGACAAUGAAGACAUCCCAUUACCUGAUAGUUUUGACGAUAAAAUGUGGGAAAAAGUUUGUGGUCGUCCGAAACCCAAAAAACCUAUCAUUGAAGUUGUCCAGAAAUCACAUCAACCCGAACCUGAAGAAUUAACGAUUGCACCUGAUCCUGAAAAACCUUACGAUGGUCUAGACAACGAAGCCUUCAAAGAACUAAUAGGAAAAUCCAGGCGGCCAAUAGGUAACAUCAAACUAAUCGACAUUAAUGAAGACGACUCAAUGCCAGACAGAGAUUUAAUGAUGACCAAGUCCUUGACUGAUCCGGAUCUCGCUCCCAAACCGCCAGAGGAUGAUGGUACCAUAGAUUCUACUAAAAAACGAAAACAUCAUAUUACGUUUUUGGCCCAGCAAGCCAAGGCUAAAGAGCAGGAAUUGAAGGCUGCGUGGGCCACUAGCAGGAGUAAUAGGAUGAUGAGUCGAGCUAAGUAUGGAUUUUAAUUGGUUAUUUUAUGUGGAAAUUUAAAAGAAAUAAUUAAUGUUUGUAAAAUUAUAUUUAUUUGGUCUGUAUUAUUUAUUUAUAUGAAUAAAAUAGAAUCUAAACUAAUACACAACAUAUUUGCUUUUCUGGACAUCCUUUUUUCCCUAGGUUUAAAUUGUUUGGGCAUUUUUUCGGGUCGAAACAUGCAUUGUGUUGUUGGUAGCAGUUGAGGUCUUCUGAUU
Ceutorhynchus assimilis (cabbage seed weevil) is the source of this 1426-nucleotide messenger RNA. NCBI's taxonomy places the organism in Eukaryota, Metazoa, Arthropoda, Insecta, Coleoptera, Curculionidae. The record is from the annotation of a GenBank genome assembly.